AUGUCCACACACUUCUCGGCAUACGCCGCAAAGGACGAGGUACCAACGUGGAUGGAGGCUUGCCUCGAGUUGAAACUCCUUUUUCGGCUCGAAGCCCGAACUCAACAGACGCUUUUUCCUUACGCCAGUGCUAGUUGCUGGGUGAUUGUGGAGCUUCAACGUUUGCCGAAGCCCGUUUCUUGCAGCAAAUGUAGUCUUGCUGAAGAAAGCAGCAAUCCUGAGUGUUUUAUUACUAUUUUUCGUCAGCUUAUGUUUGCCAAACUUUAA
Protopolystoma xenopodis is the source of this 267-nucleotide messenger RNA. NCBI's taxonomy places the organism in Eukaryota, Metazoa, Platyhelminthes, Monogenea, Polystomatidea, Polystomatidae. The record is from the annotation of a GenBank genome assembly.